GGGGGCGGCGCGCAGGCGCGCGGCCGCGUGGGCGGGCGGCGGGGGGAAGGUGCGAGCAGCCGCCCGCGCGCGGCCGGCGGCGGCGCGUGUGUCCCGUGUGUGCCCCCCAGCGCCGCCUCCCCCGGCCCCGCCGCCGGAUGCGGAUGGUCCGCGGCGUUAGAAGAUGGAGGGGGUGACGCUGAGCGAGGCGGAGCAGCGCUACUACUGCGACCUCUUCUCCUACUGCGACACCGAGAGCACCAAGAAGGUGGCGUCCCACGGGCGCGUCCUGGAGCUCUUCCGCGCCGCGCAGCUGCCCAACGACGUGGUCAUGCAGAUUAUGGAGCUCUGUGGUGCAACAAGACUUGGUUACUUUGGAAGAAGUCAAUUUUACAUUGCUUUGAAACUUGUUGCUGUGGCCCAAUCUGGUCUCCCUCUAAGAGUGGAAAGCUUAAAUACAGUAAAGGACCUCCCUCUUCCCAGAUUUGUUGUGUCAAAGAAUGAACAAGAGUCAAGACACACAGCCUUGUAUUCUUCAGAUGCUGAUAACCCAGCUUCGUAUUCAGGUGUGAUUCCUCCUCCUCCACCUGGCAGGAUACAAGUCAAAAAAGGCUCUGUGAGCCAUGAUGCAGUUCAGCAGCGUUCAUCAACUGAUCAACAGGAGUCCACAUCUCCAGUUGUUUCACCUCAGCAAUCCCCACCAACCUCUCCACAUACAUGGAGGAAGCACAACCGCCAUCCCAGCGGAGGGAAUAACGAGCGACCUCUUGCUGGACCUGGGCCUUUUUGGGCUCCAUUUAGUGAAGUACAACCAGGCUCAUCUACUUCUAGUGAUCCCAUAUGGUCUGGCCAUUCACCACCACCCCAUCAAGAAAAUUGGGUCAGUUUUGCAGAUACCCCACCAACCAGUGCUCUUUUAGCCAUGCAUCCUGCUUCUGUCCAGGACCAGACAACAGUGCGAACUGUAGCAUCAGCUACAACAGCAAAUGAAAUUCGUAGGCAAUCAAGUAGUUAUGAUGAUCCCUGGAAAAUAACUGAUGAACAAAGGCAGUAUUAUAUUAAUCAGUUUAAAACCAUUCAACCUGAUCUAAAUGGAUUUAUACCAGGAUCUGCAGCUAAAGAAUUUUUCACUAAGUCAAAACUACCUAUUCUUGAACUUUCUCAUAUUUGGGAACUGUCAGAUUUUGAUAAAGAUGGUGCACUGACAUUGGACGAGUUCUGUGCUGCAUUUCAUCUGGUAGUUGCUAGGAAGAAUGGGUAUGAUUUGCCAGAAAAGUUACCUGAAAGUUUAAUGCCCAAACUGAUUGAUUUGGAAGACUCAACGGAAGUUGGGGAACAGACUGGUGAGGUAGGUUACUCCGGCUCUCCAGCAGAAGCACCUCCAAGCAAGUCUCCAUCAAUGCCAUCCCUAAACCAGACCUGGCCAGAAUUGAAUCAAAGCAGUGAGCAGUGGGAGACAUUUAGCGAACGCUCUUCAAGCUCACAAACUCUGACCCAAUUUGAUUCUAACAUUGCACCAGCUGAUCCUGACACUGCAAUUGUGCACCCAGUUCCUAUAAGAAUGACUCCUAGCAAAAUCCACAUGCAGGAAAUGGAGCUUAAAAGAACUGGAAGUGAUCAUGCUAACCCUACUAGUCCACUACUUGUGAAACCAUCAGAUCUCCCAGAAGAAAAUAAAAUGAGUUCAUCUGUAAAAUUUACAGCUGGAAAUACAGUUACAGAUGGUUACAGCAGUUCGGACUCUUACACUUCAGAUCCAGAGCAAAUCGGAAAUGCUGUGACACGGCAACGAUCACAUUCAGGAACAUCUCCAGAUAACACUGCACCACCACCACCCCCUCCAAGGCCUCAUGCUUCUCAUUCUCGGUCGUCAUCUUUAGAUAUGAACAGAUCCUUUUCAGUUACCCCAGGACAGCAACAGGCUGGAGUUGUUGCCUAUCCCCCUGCAGUGCCUCCAAGACCGCAGCCUUCACAGGGCACAGGUGCUCAUGUGCAUCGCUCAGUGGACGCUGAUGGCCUAAUAGCUCAUACCAGUACCUCACCUCAACAAAUACCAGAGCAGCCAAAUUUUGCAGACUUCAGCCAGUUUGAGGCAUUUGCUGUUUCAGGUGUAAACAAAGAAGAAGAAGAUGAAAUUGAAACACACUCAGAAGUCUUGCAGGUUGAAAAGCCCUCUGAUUCUGCAAGUUCUCUUAGAGUUGCCAAAGCAGAUGGAAGAGUUGAAGACAAAGCACCUGCAAAUGUCCCCAGUAGUGCGGGUAAAGGCACUACCCCACUUGCUCCACCACCGAAGCCUAUUCGUAGAAGAUUAAAAUCGGAAGAUGAGCUAAGACCUGAAGCUGAGGAACAUACACAGAAAACAGGUGUCAUAGCUGCUGUUCUUGCUUCACAGCCAUCUAUUCCUAGAUCAGUGGGGAAGGACAAGAAGGCAAUUCAGGCAUCAAUCAGACGUAACAAGGAAACCAACACUGUUCUGGCCAGAUUGAACAGUGAACUACAGCAGCAGCUAAAGGAUGUUCUUGAAGAGAGAAUCUCCCUGGAAGUCCAACUGGAACAACUUCGACCCUUCUCUCACCUCUAAGCCUACUGCCGUUAACUGUGAAUUUACUAAUUUUGAAAGGGGUAUUGGUUUCAAGGCCUAUUUAAAUAUCCAUGCAUCUAGCUCAGUGCACUCUAUUCUACAUUAAAUGUUGUGGUUCUGUUUUGUCAAUUUGUCCACUUUUGUAUUUUAAGUAUUUUAAUUUCAAUACAGAGAGAAAAAAACAAACAAACUACUUCUUCCUUGAAUGUGACACUGCCUCUCACAUCUUUUUCUGUGGGCAUCCGUGAUCUUUGUUGGACUUGAGUUUGCAGAGUUUGUCGCCAAAAUUUCCAACUGGAAUUUUUCGUGGGUUUUUUUUCUGUUGAAACAUCUUUGCAGAAGAGGGUUGCUAAUCAGUUGAUUUUAACCUUUAAGCACAUAAACUCUUCAUUCACUAUGGCAUUUAUUUUAUUGUGCCAGAAAAGAGACAAACUACUAAUCUGUCAUCGGCCAAUGUUACUUCCCAAGCUGCCUUUCACAAUUGGAAAGUUGUUCCCAAUUCUGGAAAGCCUGCCUCUUUGCAAUUCCCCAGCUUACUCAGGUUGGGAGAGUUCCUGCAGGCUGUUUGCCACAUCGACUGGAUUGGAUUUAGUGAUUUUUGUUGCAUACAUUAUAGAGUAUGUAACCACAGAUUGCCAGGUGUUCACAUUUUAUCCAUUCAUGAUCCUGAUUCAGCCGCAUGCGUAGAAACGUUCAUGGCACAAUUGGUAGUUUAUCAAACAGGUCUUCUUUAGUUCUCCCUUUCGUGAAAAGAGUUGGGUGUAGGUCCCAAACAUUAAUUGCACAUUAUCUAAGCACCACCUGUAAUUGCAUGUCUCACACGUUACCUUUUAAUAGCAGAUCACAUCCACCAGUCUUCACUAUAACAAAUUGUAUUGUCAAGUAAUGUGUCAAUACCUCUAUAAACUUCUAAUUCCCAGCAAAAAAAAAUAUAAAACAAAAAAUCAACAGUUUUGCUUCUUAGGAAUUCUGGGGUACCUUCUGUCAUCUUGUUUCCAGGCCUUACUUCUCUGGCAUAUAGACAGGCUUCACUAUUAACAGAGUUCCUUGAGUGUAUCUUGCUCUUCAGGUUGAUGUACUGUAUUAGGAUUUGUUGUAUAUUGUACGAUACACACAUUUUGAUCUCAUAUGUAAAUUUGCAUUAAUUGCUGACUAACAGCAGAUAUUCUAUUUAAUGGCUUCUUCUGGCUGUGGGAUCAUAGAUGUUUAACUGCAUGGAUGUAUCUCUGCAGAAUCAGAACUAGCAAUUGUGUGAUUUUUACACCAAUAAAACAGCACAAUAUUUUAAUUUUGUUGAUUCAUCUUUACCAGGGAAUUGAAACUCAUUCAAAUAAGGGGGAGGGGUUUAUUACAGGUUUGCAGGUAAUUUUUUGUAAUUUUGUGGCAUGUACAAGAAGCGAUUGAUUGUAAUCUUUUGGCCAUUUUCUUCCCUCAUUUUUAGCUGUUGAUCAGAAGUGGUUCUCUUGGUAAUCUGUGGCUAUACUCCUUUUGUAUCCUCCUAUAGGCAAAUUUAAUACAAAUGUAAUUUCUAAAAAGUAAAUGUUACUACUGACUUGAGUCAAAUAUAUUUAUAGUUCUUUAGGCUUAAUAUCUUAUUUGAUUUCCUUGAAAAUUCCUUUAAAAAUUAAAGGUAAAUCAUCUUCUGUUAGCAGUCCUUAAAAUCACUGUCUCACUUCCGUGCAUAAAUGAAAUUCCCUUAACAUCUGCUUCCUUUCCAAAAGGAUAGGUCAAGUCAGAUUUACCACUGGUUAUGCUGUUACAGUGAAAAACAAGUAUUUCUCUUUUUGGUUAUCAUAAACAGACAUUUAAUUAUGGUGAAUUAUGGGUAAUUAUGAAUUUUUACUACUAUAACUAUUCCAACAUUUUUUCAAAUGUCAUGGAAGUGUUGCAGAUGGUUUAUGUAUAUAAUCCAAAGCAAAAUUCUCUGGUGUGAAAGGAUGUCAUAGUUGCAUGAAAGAUGGUAGGUUUUAUUUGCUUGUAAAGGGAUUAAGGAAUGGUAGGUAAAUGGGCACAAAGGUGACAUAUAAGUUAUAUAUAAGUGCAAGGCUUUCACUUCAGAAAACUAUAUAUGAAUAGGGAAAUGUGAAGAAAAACCCAGCAAAACAAAUAACACCCUCCCCAAAGUAAAGUGAAAAACUUUAAAGUUGAUGGACUGAUCACUUCUAUUAUAACUGACAAGUAGCAGGAACAGAGGGGGAAAAGUUUUUCCCUUUUUUAAAAAAUGGGAAAAGUGAGUCACUGCAGUUAAAGAAUGUUGAUCUUUUGAACCAACUGUAUCUUGUCCAUAGUUUAUUUUAAAGUUUAAAAUACAUUUUUAAAAUAGCACUAUUUUCAUAUUAAUAUUUAAGUAUUAAGCCUAUGUUUAUAGCAACAGGAUUCUUAAAUCAGAAUUUAACAUUUUAAGCUUAAAUGUAAAAAGUCUUUUACAUUCAAAUGUUACAUGUACAUAUGAAUUUCUCUAGCAUCCAUAUCUUCCUAGUAGAAUGACAAGUUAAGUGUCUCAAGUGAAGAACUUUGGCAAUCUGAACCUUUUUGUGUCUUUCCAACAAGUCUAUUUUUAAGAAUUUUACUUUAAAUGCAUCAUUCUGUACAUUUUAAACCAGUUUUUCAUGAUCAGAAGACCUUCUAACUGAAAAACUACUUAAUGUCUUAAGAACAUCACUGCCAAUGAUGUUCAGGAGUUACCUCACUUAGUAACUGUAACCCAACUUUAAUCCCUUAUAAAAUUAUCUCCCUGUCUUCUCCAUUGCUCUGAUCUCGAUCCAGCUACUUGAUGCAUUCUUUUUUAUGAACUUAGAUUGUAAGCUCUUUGGGGCAAGGAGUUCUGUACAGUAUAAAAGAGGUGCUCUCUCUUUUGCUAGUAUAAAUGUAGACUACUAAAUGGUGUGGAGUGUGGUUCAUGUACACAGCUGGGAUGGAUGGACAGCAGCAGGCCUUUCUGAAACACCUGGAAAAUGUUUUUCUCUGGACUUUGUCAUUGGAAGAGUGUCUCUUCUCGUUUGAUUUGCGUUUCUUUUGUGUCUCCUAAUAAUGUGCCUCUUUCUUCAUUCCACUUGCUUUGGAGUUGCUUUUUUCUCCAUUCAUUGCCCAUCUUUGGACUGCAGAGAAGAUUUCUAAAAAUGCAAAGGUAAAAAGCUGAAAAGCCGCUUUGUUUUGAGCAGUAUUCUAAGUCUAGCCAAUGUAAACAAGUAUUUUCAAUUUUUUUUGUACUUCACAUGCACCUCAUUUUCUUUGCAAUUGUGAUGAACUAGAUGAUCUCGUAUUACUGAAAAUGUCUUAUGUGGGAUAAACAAAGUUGAGGUUAUAAGAACUUAAAACUAAAGAAAAUAAAUUUGCAGCAUUGUUUCUUGUGUGA
Messenger RNA from Prinia subflava (tawny-flanked prinia), 5915 nucleotides. It is a transcript of the gene REPS1, whose product is annotated as RALBP1 associated Eps domain containing 1. Gene Ontology annotation, cellular component: intracellular vesicle; presynaptic membrane; plasma membrane. Gene Ontology annotation, molecular function: molecular adaptor activity; calcium ion binding; protein binding. The record is from RefSeq and is a predicted model, not a curated record. Lineage: Eukaryota; Metazoa; Chordata; Aves; Passeriformes; Cisticolidae. Gene Ontology annotation, biological process: endosomal transport; clathrin-dependent synaptic vesicle endocytosis. Bases 164 to 2560 code for a protein of 798 amino acids. The transcript is spliced from 20 exons.